CGAGCGCCUGUAAUAUGACAGUAAAGACGGAUUGAGGGUUAAGGUACACAUUCUCAAGUCUCCAUAAUGAGUCUGCAAACACCCUCUCCGCUUUUAUGCUUUAUCAUGAGAUUUCACUUUGGAGAAUUGAAUGGGGAACGAGUAGAUCAUUCAAACAAGUCAGACUUGGUUAACAGGUUGGGAAAUGAGUCUUGACUGCACUUUACGGAUAGUGGCACUUGGAUAUAUGGAUACCCACUCCAUAUGUGGUCAGGCGCAAAAUCACUCAGAUGUACUCGAAAAUCCGCGAACCGACCAAUGAACGGCGCGUACCGACAGAAACAAUGUCGCGUUGUGUUACUGUCUCAGAGGUCAUACCGGCGUGUCUUUGUUCUGACAUUGGGGUUUGCGUUGCUGCUGUUCGUGUUAAGCCUGAUGAAUUCGCCCCUGCCGCCGUUGGAUGAGCCCACGCACGGUGAGGUGAUCCCCGGUGUUACGCUCCUCGUCUGGUGGAGGCCCUUCGGGAACCGGGAUCCCCUGCCUGACUGCGCCGUGAGUUACGGAAUUCAGGGCUGCACCGUUACGGCUACGAGGAGCGCGUACGCCCGCGCGGAUGCCGUGAUUAUACACCACCGCGAUUUGAUGCGAAACUGGAGCGCGCUGCCCCGAGCGCCGCGUCCUCCGCGCCAGAAGUGGAUCUGGAUGAACUUUGAGUCUCCGACUUACUCCGGCUGGCUACAUGGGCUCGACGGAGUGUUUAACCUCACCAUGUCAUACCACCGAGGCUCAGACGUGUUCUUGCCCUACGGUUAUCUGCAGCCCAGGAGGGGAGAUGGAGGUGACCCGCAGUUGAGCGCACCGCACAGGCGCAAGCGCGGACUGGUCGCAUGGGUCAUCAGCAACUGGGACGAGCAUCACGAGAGGGUGAGGUUUUACCGGAAUCUCCAGCGAUAUAUACGUGUGGAUGUGUUUGGACGUGCGACGACAAUGCGAGAUGUAACAUCUGACAGCGUUGUACGCACUGUAUCGCGGUAUAAAUUCUAUCUCGCCUUUGAGAACUCACUACACACAGAUUACAUCACGGAAAAACUGUGGAGGAAUGCGCUUUUAUCAGGCGCCGUGCCAGUAGUUUUGGGUCCGCCACGGGAGAAUUACGAACUCUUUCUUCCCGCUGAUGCCUUCAUACACGUGAAAGACUUCAGCGGCCCGCGGGCUCUCGCCUCAUACCUGAAACACCUGGACCGAAACCCUGCCCUCUAUCAGCGCUACCUGAGAUGGACGCGUCACUACAGCGUGCAUGUGACAUCAUUCUGGACUGAGCAUUACUGUAUGGCCUGUCGAGCUGUUCAAGCCAGUAGAGACCAAAACAAAGUAAUCAAUGAUCUUGCUCUCUGGUUCGAAUCUUAAUGUUUGCUUGAUGAUCUGUCAGCGUUUGUCAGCAAGUAUUUAAAAGAAGAAUGAAGGUUGAAAAUUCCGCGGUUAAGUUUUCCGUUACAGGUCAACGAAGUGUGUCAAACAAGUUUACAGCAGCAGAAGUUAUAUUUAAAGGAAUAUUCCGGGAUCAAUGACAGCAUUUGUAAUAAUAUUGAUUACUACGAAAUGUCCCUCGUUUUCUUUAAAAGAAGCAAAAAUCGAGGUUAAAGUGGGGACAAGUUUUAAGGGGUUAAAGGCAAAAAUGUGAAGCUUAUAAUUUUAUGAAAGCACUUAGGCUACAUUAAUUCUUCUGUUAUAACUGGUGUAUUAUUUGAGCUGUAAAGUUGUUUUUAUGGUCAAUUUUGUGUUAUUGUCGUUAUGUUGUCAUGGCAACAUGUAGUUGUAAUAUUGAAAAUAACUUUACACAGAAAAGGUUAGUAAGUAAGGGAUAAGGUACAGUCAGCAAAAUGUGUUAUCAUAAAAUAAACCCUGACAGGGUGAUCAGGACCCAGGUGUGAAUAAUCCAGCUUAUUACAUGGCUACUAAAUAAAUAAAUACAUAAAUAAAU
This is a messenger RNA of Xyrauchen texanus (razorback sucker), 1960 nucleotides long. RefSeq names its product alpha-(1,3)-fucosyltransferase 4-like. Gene Ontology annotation, molecular function: alpha-(1->3)-fucosyltransferase activity. Lineage: Eukaryota; Metazoa; Chordata; Actinopteri; Cypriniformes; Catostomidae. The coding region runs from base 244 to 1386 and encodes 380 amino acids. Gene Ontology annotation, cellular component: membrane. The transcript has a single exon. The record is from RefSeq and is a predicted model, not a curated record.